Messenger RNA from Cotesia congregata, 753 nucleotides. NCBI's taxonomy places the organism in Eukaryota, Metazoa, Arthropoda, Insecta, Hymenoptera, Braconidae. The record is from the annotation of a GenBank genome assembly.
GUGCGUCAGAUUAUUAUAUUUUUUUCUACAUACAUUUAUGAGGUGGAUUAUUUUGAAAUUAAAUUUAACAAAAAAUUAAUCAUUUACCGUAAAAUGAAUAAUCGUAAACCGAGACGUGAUUCAGAUGUUAUUCUUUCAAAUUAUAAUCAGAAGGAGCUACUGUUUAAAUUUCUUAUCAUCGGUGAUUAUGGAGUAGGUAAAACCGCAAUCGUGAGGCGAUACACAGAAGGCAAAUUUUCAUCGAAUUAUAAAAUAACAAUAGGCGCUGAUUUUGCAAUUAAAUCACUUGAUUGGGACCCUCAUACUAAAAUUAAUUUGCAGCUAUGGGAUAUUGCUGGUCACGAAAGAUUUGGAUACAUGACACGAGUUUACUAUAAAUAUGCAGUCGCAGCUGCUCUAGUUUUCGAUAUUUCACGAGUAGCGACAUUUCAAUCGGUUAAAAAGUGGCUAACCGAUCUUCGAGAAAAGGUUACCUUACCGGAUGGCUCCAGUAUUCCGAUUGUUUUAUUAGCUAAUAAAUGCGACAUCCAACAUGUCGCUAUUCCUACGGAUCAAAUUAUUAAGUUUUGCAAAGAAAAUAAAAUUUCUAAAUGGUACGUCACUUCUGCUAAGGAUAACAAAAACAUCGAUGAAGCAGUACAUUACUUAGUAGAGAAUGUGUUGAAAGCCAAGAUAGAAGACGAAAUAAAGGACUCGAUAAAGUUACGCACUGCUCCAAUCACUACCGAGAAAAGUGGAUGUUGCAAGCUUUGA